This is a messenger RNA of Budorcas taxicolor (takin), 1386 nucleotides long. It is a transcript of the gene DNAJC27, whose product is annotated as DnaJ heat shock protein family (Hsp40) member C27. Gene Ontology annotation, molecular function: GTPase activity; GTP binding. The record is from RefSeq and is a predicted model, not a curated record. The coding region runs from base 40 to 861 and encodes 273 amino acids. The transcript has 7 exons. Lineage: Eukaryota; Metazoa; Chordata; Mammalia; Artiodactyla; Bovidae.
GCAGAGACCGAGGCUGCUGGCCCCGAGAGAGCGAGGGCCAUGGAGGCCAGCAUGCCGAAGCGGAAGGAGCCUGGCAAGUCCCUGCGCAUCAAAGUCAUCUCUAUGGGCAACGCCGAAGUGGGAAAAAGCUGUAUUAUAAAGCGAUACUGUGAGAAGAGAUUUGUGUCUAAAUACCUUGCAACAAUUGGAAUUGACUAUGGAGUCACGAAGGUACAAGUCAGAGACAGAGAAAUCAAAGUUAACAUCUUUGAUAUGGCUGGAGAUCCCUUCUUCUACGAGGUUCGUAAUGAGUUUUACAAGGACACACAGGGUGUGAUACUGGUCUAUGAUGUUGGGCAGAAAGAUUCCUUUGAUGCCCUUGAUGCAUGGCUGGCAGAAAUGAAGCAAGAUCUUGGACCUCAUGGAAACAUGGAAAAUAUUGUAUUUGCAGUGUGUGCCAACAAGAUCGACUGUGCUAAGCACCGCUGUGUUGAUGAAAGUGAAGGACGUCUUUGGGCUGAAAGCAAGGGGUUCCUGUACUUUGAAACUUCGGCUCAAACUGGAGAAGGAAUCAAUGAGAUGUUCCAGACCUUUUAUCUAUCCAUAGUUGAUUUAUGUGAAAAUGGCGGAAAACGUCCUAACACAAAUAGCAGUGCUAGUUUCACCAAAGAACAAGCAGACACCAUUCGCAGAAUUCGAAGUAGUAAGGACAGUUGGGACAUGUUGGGAGUCAAACCUGGGGCCUCGAGGGAUGAAGUCAAUAAAGCAUAUCGGAAACUUGCUGUGCUGCUUCACCCUGACAAAUGUGUAGCACCUGGUAGUGAAGAUGCCUUCAAAGUCGUUGUGAAUGCCCGAACAGCCCUCCUGAAAAACAUCAAGUAGAAAAUAGGAAAAAAAGACAGGUGUAGGCCUCAAGUCCAAGCAGACUUUCUCUGGUGGUAAAAUAGCCAACAUGGGUUUUUCCUCCACAAAAUUCUUACAGCCCUUUUCACUCACGUGCUGUCAUUUGUAAAUCAGUAAUUUGGGUGCCUGUUUCCAUGUCACAGACAUUUUGCAGAGAGACAAAAUGAAGAGAACCGAGUGCCACUUAUACACUAUCGUUCAUUUUCUAUUUCUGAAUGAUGAUAGAUUUUUUUUUUCUCAUGAGUUGGUAAGCUCUGUCAGUAUAGCAUCGCUUAGGCACUUUGCUCAGGAAAGUCCACGAAGUUUCUGGAAGGAUAGGAGGAUCUUUUUGCUUUUUCUUUAUUAAAAAACAUUCAUCAUCAGAGGAAAAAAAACAAAAAUGGAAGCAAACAUAGCAGAACCCCUGAAAGUAUGGUGACCUUGCAAGCAAGUUGCCCCUUUACAAUAAGUUUCUUAGGUAAUAUUUGCAGCAUCAGUCUGCUUAAUUAAUGCAUGAACUCUUGG